GAAGCUCAAGUCGGAGGGCGGGACCUUCAGAUGCGAUGUUCUCGAGUUUUCUUCGUUAAUAACAACGUUAGUUUCUUUAAUCCGAGCGGAUAUGACGUAACGGUUCGUUGUAGCCAUGAGCUCGUUCACAGGGCGGAUGAAGGAAUAUCCCGCGCUGUCCCUGGACCGGUUCGACCGGGACAACAUCUUCUCCCGGGCGUACUUCCUGUCCCACUGCCACAAAGAUCACAUGAAGGGGCUGAAGGGGCCUCUGCUGAAGAGGAAGCUUCAGUUCAGUCGCACAGUCCGGCUCUACUGCUCCUUUGUGACCAAGGAGCUCCUGCUCAGUAAUCCAAAGUACCAGUUCUGGGCCCAGUUCAUCGUUCCACUGGAGCUGGAGAGUCCCACUCAGAUCUCCCUGGUGGACGAGGCUUCAGGAGAGAAAGAAGAGCUCGUGGUGACGUUGCUUCCUGCAGGUCAUUGUCCCGGCUCUGUCAUGUUCCUGUUUGAGGGUUCUCAGGGAAACGUGUUGUACACAGGAGACUUCAGGUUCGCUGUGGGAGACGCGUCGAGGAUGGAGCUUCUCCACUCGGGCAGCAGGGUUAAAGAUAUUCAGAGCAUUUAUCUGGACUCCACUUUCUACGACUCUCGCUUCUAUCAAAUACCCACUCGAGAGGUGUGUCUGAACGGCAUCUCGGAGCUCAUCGGAAACUGGAUCUCUCAGAGUUCUUAUCACGUCGUGUGGCUCAACUGUCGAGCUGCGUAUGGAUAUGAAUACCUGUUCACCAACCUGGGAGAGACGUUCAACACUCAGAUCCAUGUCAAUAAUCUGGAGAUGUUCAAGAAGAUGCCAGAGAUCCUGAGCUACGUGACGACCGACCGCAGGACUCAGAUCCACGCCUGUCGACACCCGAAGGCUGAGGAGUAUUUACAAGGCAACCGGCUGCCGUGUGGUUGCACCGCCGGCGACGGGACUCGUCUUCAAAUCAUCAGCAUCAAACCAUCGACCAUGUGGUUCGGGGAGAGAACCAGGAAAACCAACGUCAUAAUAAAAACAGGAGCCUUUUCCUACAGAGCCUGUUUCAGUUUCCACUCCUCCUACGCUGAGCUGAAAGACUUUCUGACGUAUCUUCAGCCCGUCAACAUCCAUCCCAGUGUGAUCCCUAUGGGCCGGACUCUGACUGAGGUCACACAGAUGUUGAAGCUGAUGUGCAGGGACCAAUCGGAUCAGACAGCGUUCGUAUAUAAACCUCUGGGAGUUCUCAAACGCAGCAGGAUGGAGCAAACUACCAACGAUUCUGGCAGCGAUGACGAGCUGUUUGACGGACGGGACCUGGCACCAGUGAGGAAGAAGAUGGGACUGAACCAAGAAGAAGAAGAAGAGAAAAUUCAGAGAACAGCGCCCCCUAUAUCUGUGGAUGAGUCUUUACCUCCGUCAGUCGCCAACACACAGUCUGUUGCAGGUGACUACGUCGACUGCACCGAGUCCAAUGGUGAAGAGGAAGAUGAUGAGGAUGAGGAGCAGGAGGAGCAGGAGGGACAGGGUGACAUGAAACCGAUGAAGGAGGAGGUGACAAAAGAAGAAGAGAACAAGAUGGAGGCAGAAAACCAAGAGAUUCCAAAGUGGGAGGACUUCUUCUCUGCAGAAAUGCCGACUGACAGCCAGAACAGCCAAUCCCAGUCCUGCUGCUCCUACCCCAGCCCCUCCCCCUCCAAGAUGACCAGCUCACAGAUGCCCGAGCUUUUCAGUGAUGAAGACGAAGAAGAAGAAACUCCUGAAAGCAACGACCACGAACCCUUCAGCCUGACCCUGUCGGCCUCCUUGUCCAAUCAUUCCUCCCAGAACAUGGACUCGUGUUUCCCCGACACCUUGAUCCUCCGCCCGGAGGGGGAACGAGGAGAAACAAGGACCAAUACCGUCCCUCAGAGACAAGAGGAGGACGGGCUGAUCGUCCAAUCAGAGCCUGAGGAGCUGUCACAGUCCCAGGCGUCCUCAGACUUUGACAUUCCCUGCACGCCAGAGUCGAAGGCGCCACGACCAGAUGAACUGUCCCAGCUGUACCAGGCGUUGGCGUCAGGGGAGGAAGACCUCCUCCGAGAAGGAAGUAAGGGUUUUAGUUGACUGAGAUGAAGAUGGACGUCGUGCUGUAAACUGCUCCAUGUAUGUGGAUGGGACAUGAACCAAACCAAGUAUAAAUGUUUCUCAGGGAUCAAAACAAAUGUUAUUUAAAUGUUUUAGUUUUUGUUUGUCAGGUUUUCAUCCCUGUUUGUUUGUUUGUUUGUUUGUUUGUACACAACAUGACACCGAGUCCAGUGGUGGAACCGCUCAGGAAAGAAUCCAUUACAUUCCGGUGCAGAUCUCCUCAGGGAGGUUUGUUCCAAUGAGGAAAAUGGUGAAAAACAUUAUCUCACAAAGUUAAAGAAAGAGAAAUAUAAUUCCUGAAUCCGCGCUCUGAUCCAGAUUCACACCCGAGUCCUUCCUCAUCCUUCCACCAGGUUUCAUGUGAACUCGUCCUCAAGUUUUAACAUCUCGCUCACAAACAAACAAACGGGUGAAAACACAACUUCCUUGUUGGAGGUGAAUGUUGAUGAGUUUCCUUUCGACCGACCAGCAGCUCUGCUAAUGAGCGACCGCAGCCUCCGCCAUGUUUGAGAUAAUCAGCCGAGUGAGAUUCAGUGUAACGGCUGCACAGCAGGAGGCGCCAGCAGGAACCUCCCAGAGGAGUCGGCUGUGUUCGGGAUUAAAAACAACAUGCAGCCUCCUGGAGCUUCACAACAAACCGUCUCUCUCACGGAGUCCUGGUUUGUUUCCACCUCCAUGAAAACACACAAGUCUGUGAGCAAGGCGUCAGGGCGGCCAUGACAGGAGCCGGCGUCUCUCACAGAGGACGCAGAGGGACGAUGUCCUCCACUGUUGCUGGUUCACAUGUGAGACUCCUGAUGAGACUGAGGGUGUGAAAGACGUCUGCAGGGAUUCAUCUGCUUCUUCUUCUCCGUCCACGGACCACAUCCCUCCAUCACGUUGCACGUCGCACCCUGCAGGUCACUCGGAGGCAGGACAGACCACAAGCUAAAGUUCAUUUCCAAGAAAAAGUCGAACUUUAAAACUGAUUUAAUUUGAUUUGAUGACAGAAAACAAUGCACUUUACUUAAUGACAAUGUUUUGAUGUUUGUCACAGCUGCUUUAAAAACGUUGUGAUUUAAUCACCUUUAAGUUUUCACCAGAUCCAGAGAUUUGUUUUUCUCUUUCUUUAACACAAUAAGAAGUUUUUCAGUGUUGUUCUUGAUUCUCAGAGAUUGAUUCAAGAAUCUUGAUGAAAACAAUGUUUAGAGAACUGAUGUACUUUUUAUUCAGAUACUUUCUGAUAAGGACCAAUUUAAUGCAAAAAUAAACCUCAUUUUCUGCAUCCUGUGACCCUUUUCUCUACUGCCCCCUUCAGGCAGAUCCUUCAAAAUGCUGAAUCAGUCAAAAAAAAAAAAAAAAAACAUUU
This is a messenger RNA of Platichthys flesus (European flounder), 3470 nucleotides long. RefSeq names its product DNA cross-link repair 1C, PSO2 homolog (S. cerevisiae) (gene dclre1c). Gene Ontology annotation, biological process: interstrand cross-link repair; protection from non-homologous end joining at telomere; double-strand break repair via nonhomologous end joining. NCBI's taxonomy places the organism in Eukaryota, Metazoa, Chordata, Actinopteri, Pleuronectiformes, Pleuronectidae. The record is from RefSeq and is a predicted model, not a curated record. Bases 116 to 2101 code for a protein of 661 amino acids. Gene Ontology annotation, molecular function: damaged DNA binding; 5'-3' DNA exonuclease activity. The transcript has 15 exons.